Acanthosepion pharaonis is the source of this 1950-nucleotide messenger RNA. NCBI's taxonomy places the organism in Eukaryota, Metazoa, Mollusca, Cephalopoda, Sepiida, Sepiidae. The record is from the annotation of a GenBank genome assembly.
AUGAUAUUUCAUGAGAUUUCUUUGAAAAGAUACAGAGUUCUUGUAAAUUAUUGUCGGGUCCAAUUUAUUGUCAAAGGGGAUCCUUUUUUUUCUUUCUCUUUUUUUCUUAUAUUUACUCUUUUCUUUCUCUUUUUCCUUAUAUCCACUCUUUUUCUUUUUUUUCUCUUUCUCUUUUUCUCUUUCUCUUUUUUCUCUUUUUCCUUUUCCUUUUUCUUUUUCCUUUUUUCUUUUUUUUUUUUUUUUUACUUUUUUUUUUUUUUUUUCUUUUUUUUUUUCCUUUUUUUUUUUCUUUUUCCUUUUUCCUUUUUCCUUUUUUUUUUCCUUUUCCUUUUUCUUUCCUUUUCUUUUUCCUUUUUUUUUCCUUUUUCUUUUUUUUUUUUCCUUUUUUUUUUUUCCUUUUUUCUUUUUUUUUUUUUUUUUUUCUUUUUUUUUUUUUUUUUUUUUUUUUCCUUUUUUUUUUUUCUUUUUUUUUUUCUUUUUUCUUUUUCUAGACCUUUCUUUUUUUUUCAUUUUUCUUUCAUGGUUUUCUUUUUUUUUUGUUUUUUUCUGUUUCUUUUUUUUUUUUUUUUCUUUUUUUUUUUCUUUUUUUUUUUUUUUUUCCUUUUUUUCUUUUUCUUUUUUCUUUUUUUUUUUUUCUCUUUCUUCUCUCUUUUUUUAAUUUCUCUUUCAUCUUUCUCUUUUUUCCUUUCUUUUAGAAAUUUUUCUCUUUUCCUUUCUUUUUCUUCUUUUCUCUUUUUCCUUUUUUUUUCUCCUUUUCUGUUUUUUCCUUUCUUUUUUUCUCCUUUUCUUUUUUCUUUUCCCAAAAUUUUUUCUUUUUUCUUUUUUUUUUCUCUUUUUUUCUUUUUUCUUUUCUUUUCUUCCUUUUCAUUUUUCUUUUUCUUUUCUCCUUUUUCCUUUCUUUUUUCCUUUUCCUUUUUUUUUCUCCUUUUUCCUUUCUUUUCUCCUUUUCCUUUCUUUUUUCUUUUUUCCUUUCUUUUUCUCCUUUUCCUUUCUUUUUCCUUUUUUUUCCUUUUUUUUUCCUUUUUUUCCUUUUCUUUUCUCCUUUUUUCCUUUCUUUUCUUUUUUUCCUUUUUUUUCUUCUUUUUUCCUUUUUUUUCUUCUUUUUCCUUUCUUUUCUCCUUUUCCUUUUUUUCUCCUUUUUCCUUUCUUUUUCUUUUUUCCUUUCUUUUUUUUCUCUUCUUUUUCAUUUUUUUCUUCUUUUUCUCUCAUUUUUCUCUUCUCUCUUUCUUGCUCUUCUCUUCUCUCUUUCUCUUCUCUCCUCUUCUUUUCUCUCUUUCUCUCCUCUUCUCCCUUUCAUUCCUUUUUCUUUUUCGCGUUUCCUUUUUUUCUGUGUCUUUAUUUACCUUGUUCCCUUCCUUCUCUUUCUGUCCCACCUCCUCCUCAUCUUUUCUCUCUCUCUCUCUGUCCUUCCUCUUCUCUCUCUCUCUCUGUCCUUCCUCUUCUCUCUCUCUCUCUGUCCUUCCUCUUCUCUCUCUGUCCUUCCUCUUCUCUCUCUGUCCUUCUCUCUCUCUUCCUCUUUCUCUCUGUCCUUCCUCUUCUCUCUGUCCUUCCUCUCUCUCUCUGUCCUUCCCUUCUCUCUCCUUCCUCCUCUUCUCUCUCUGUCCUUCCUCUUCUCUCUCUGUCCUUCCUCUUCUCUCUCUGUCCUUCCUCUUCUCUCUCUGUCCUUUCUUCUCUCUUAUUUCUCUCUCUCUGUCCUUCCCUUCAUCCUCUGUCCUUCCUCUUCUCUCUGUCUCUUCCUUCCUCUUUCUUUCUCUUUCAUUCAAUCCAUAUCCUCUUCUUUCAGUGCAUCCUGUCUGUUCCUCUUUUUUCUUUCAUUCAAUCCAUAUCCUCUUCCAGUGCAUUUCUUCUUUUUCUCCUUCUGUGCUCUUCCCCUCUUCUCCUUCUGUGCUCCUCUCCUCCUCCCUCUGCACUUCUCAGCUCCUCUCUCUGCACACAUCUCUCUCUCGCUAG